ACAUACUAGUGUGGGUCUUUUAGCACAGGACCCCAGGAGCACGUUGAAAUGUUUACGAUUAAGUCUCUCGGUGAAGUUGUAGACCUGAAUAAGUGCUAGUAACUUAACAACUGUCAAAAAUAAUUACCGAAUGUAUGAAGAUACUAUAAUAAAUCAGCAACAAGCAAGGGUUCGCAUAGAAUAGCUGAGAAUGAAAAGCAUUGCGAGUUAGCUAGCUGAGCUAACUAAUAUUUUAGGUAGCCGUCGAUAACUGCGAAAACCGUUUCAGGCACUAGCAAGAGCGGUUUGUUAUCUGUAUACUGAAGUUGAGACAAUAUGGCAUCAUCUCUGGUAGUUCCAGUUAUUGAUGUCCAGAAUGAUAAUUUCAAAGAGCUUUGGCCUGCUAUGGUAUUGGCCAUUAAAUCGUCUUCAUUCGUUGCACUGGACACGGAGCUGAGUGGUCUUGGAAACAGGAAAUCGUUGCUGGCUGAAUCUAUAGAGGACAGAUACAAAGCCAUAUGCCACGCAGCUCGCUCCCGCUCCAUCCUCUCCUUGGGAAUUGCCUGUUACAAGAAACAGGACUACAAGGCUGCAGACACAUACCUGGUCCAGGUCUAUAACCUCACCCUGCUGUGUUCAGAGGAGUACAUCAUAGAGCCCCAAUCAGUCCAGUUCCUGGUACAGCAUGGAUUUGACUUUAACAAGCAGUAUGCCCAUGGAAUCCCUUACUGCAAGGGCAAUAAUAAGGGUGGAACAGAUGACCGAGGAGUCCACAUCCGGGCCUUAUUCACUGAACUGCUGCGUGCUAAGAAACCGCUCGUGCUCCACAACGGCCUCAUCGACAUGGCCUUCCUUUACCAGAGUUUUUAUGCUCAUCUGCCCGAGCGCUUGGCCACCUUCACAGCCGACCUGUCUGAGAUGUUUCCUGCUGGAAUCUACGACACCAAAUAUGUCACUGAAUUUGAACUGCGCCUCACUGCCUCCUAUCUGGAGUAUGCCUAUAAGAAAUGUAAGCUGGAUAACAGUCGCAGUGUGACCUCUGGAGGGAGCAGGCCUCACAUUUAUGUAGAGUUCUGUCAGUAUGCCAGUCAUAUGUCCAGCUAUGUGGACUACAGAGUGUGUCCAGCUGUGGCCUAUCCUGAGGGACAGACUAAUAUCUGCCAGCGCUUCUCUGCGUUUGGCUGGUGUCCAGACGGCACCCAGUGUCCAUUAUCCCAUGACACUGACCUGAUCAUCCUCCAAGACGAGAAAGGCCUGGGCGAUAAGAGAAAGAAGAGGAAGAGACAGAAAGAGAAGAGAGGCGGAGGCAACGCAGUGGAGGGCUCUUCCAUCUUUGACGGGGCCCCAGAAAACAAAAUACCCCAUAUGGAGGUGGAUCCGGAAGUGGCAUCAGGUGAUCAGCAAAGGGCUGAGCCAUGCUGUGAACCUCUGAUGGACAGUGACAGAAACACCCAACAGAAUGAAGGAGAGAACAUGAAAACAGACAGCGAGGGGAACGGAGUGUGUGAAGACAGCACAGACUUAGAAGAAACUGCAACAAGCGAUGGUGGUGUAAACAAUGGUGGAGAAAGCACAACAGAAGAUGGAGGGAAAGAAAAGUUCAUUGACCAAACAUCUAAGACUGGUGAUCAGAAGAAGAAGGCUGAUGCAGGAACACACCGGGCGGGGUUCGAUGCCUUCAUGACAGGAUACAUCUUUGCCUACUCUUGUACCUGCAUCAGAAAGGACGGAGUGGGAGGCGUAGAGGAGCAGGAGCAGCAGUCAUGGCUUCCUUCCUGCCUCAAUAAGGUCUACCUCAGCGGCAAGGCAGCUCCUCUCAACGUGGUUAGAAGCACCUUCUCCAAGUCAUCCAAGGCCCAUGUGCAGAAGAUGGAGAUGGUCUGGGGAAGGAAAACGUAGCACGCACACUUGCACACACCAGGGCAGCUAUAGCACAUACAUCACGGUUAAGGUUGACAGCGUGACAAGAUGUCAGUCCACCACUCUUCUGCCACCAUGAGGUUGACAUUUUUGUUUUAUAGUGAAAUGUGUUGACAACUGCUGUAUGGUUUGCUGUGGUAGUGAUGUCCAUGUCCGGUAUCGGAUAUUAGCAUGCCAAACGCUGAGCUAAGAUGGUGAACAUGUUGGCAUAAUCAUUGUGAGGAUGUUUGUCCUGCCAUUAGCAGUUUGCUCAACGCACCGUUAUGCAUUAGAGAGCUGUGAGUUAUAGCUAUGGCUAUAGACUCAUAGUUUUAUUUCUGGUGUUUACUGAGCAUUACGUUCUCAAAAAGCCACCAGCAUGGCAGAGAUUUCAGUUGACUUUUGAAGAACGUUGGAACCUUUGGGAUAAAGGUCAUUUUAUGUUCAUGGCAAACCUGUCUGACAGUGAAGAGAAAAAGAUUUUGUCACAUUUUUUCAUACAUUUUGCUCUGUUUUUAUGCUCUUGCGCUUAUUUAGAAUUCUCCUGUGGAUGUUUGACAGAAUAAUCACCCUGCAUAAAACCAUAAUGACACGAGUAAAACCAGAAAUAAAUUGCAGUGCAGAAGCACCUGUUUUUGUUUCGUUAACUAGGAUUACUAAGGUUUCUGUGAAAGCAGCCAAGGUCAAAUCAUGUGCUUUUAUUCCACAAUUCAGAUUUUGUAAUAUGACCCCUUUCUGAAAUAAACUAACAGUGCUUUAACAGUG
Scatophagus argus is the source of this 2643-nucleotide messenger RNA. It is a transcript of the gene toe1, whose product is annotated as target of EGR1, exonuclease. Gene Ontology annotation, cellular component: cytoplasm; Cajal body. The record is from RefSeq and is a predicted model, not a curated record. Gene Ontology annotation, molecular function: metal ion binding; 3'-5'-RNA exonuclease activity; snRNA binding. NCBI's taxonomy places the organism in Eukaryota, Metazoa, Chordata, Actinopteri, Scatophagidae. Gene Ontology annotation, biological process: snRNA 3'-end processing. The transcript is spliced from 8 exons. Bases 316 to 1878 code for a protein of 520 amino acids.